CAAACUCCUCGCGACCUACAAAAAAAAAAAAAAAAAAAAAAAAAAGGAGAGAGAGCGAGUAGAGAUUUCGUCUGCGAUUUUUCUCCCGCCGCAUUUCUCGCACGUUUACGACUAAAAGCUUCUACGCAGUCUGUAUUGCCUCGCGAGGAGAAGGAAAUCGCCGCGUUUUGAUUGUUCGUGAGGGAGCAGAAAGCGUCCGCGGUCUUUGUUCAUUCAUUGCAUCGCUCGGGUUCCCUUUGUUGAACCAGCAUGGGUGCACAAAUCUCCAAAAACGCCGGAAAGGAGGAAGCUGCGGUGGAGAAACCCGGCGAGGCUGCGGCUUCGACGGCAGCUGCCAAGAGUAAUGGACAGGAGAACGGCCACGCCAAAACCAACGGAGACGCCUCCCCGGCAGCUGAGGAGGCCAACAAGGCUGACGUCCAGGCCAACGGCAGCACCCCCACCCAGGAGGCGCCCAAGGAAGACUGUGACAAGGCAGAGGAAGCCGAGAAGGAACCUGGCGCCGCCACAAAUGGCGAGGCGGCCGCCAAGCCCGAGGAAGUCGCAGAGGACGGCAAGCAAAAGAAGAAACGCUUCUCCUUCAAGAAGCCUUCCUUCAAGCUGAGUGGCUUCUCUUUCAAGAAAACCAAGAAGGAGUCCGAAGAGGAGGAGAAGGCUGAGGGUGAAAAGGCGGAAGGGGAGAAGACGCCGGCCCAGGAGGAGGGUGCUGCGGCAGCAGUAGAGGAGGAGAAGGCCGAAGGGGAGAAGGCGCCAGCAAAGGAGGAGGUCAAGGAGGAGGCCAAGGAAGAGGCCGUGCCUGAGGAGCCCAAAGCCGACGAGGUGGCGAAGGAGGAAAAACCGGCAGAAGCCUCUUCACCAGCCGAACCAGAGGCUGCUGCAGCCGCCAGUCCAGAGGCCCCCGAAACCCCCGCCCCAGCUGAAUAAUUCUACUGAAGAACACACCAGAAUGAAGGAGGCGCAAGGAGCCCAUCUGAACGAAUGCGAGGACUUGUCUGAAACCAGGGAUUUUCUUUCUCCUUAUCAUUUUUUUGUCUUAAUUUUUUUUUCUACAUCUCAUCCAUAAUGACUGCAAUAUAGGCUCUGGGAGGAGACUAUGCUUGCAUUCGUGGGUGAACGUGCGACUGUGAGUGUGAAUGUUUUGGGCGUUUUUUUUUUUUUAUUUU
Corythoichthys intestinalis (scribbled pipefish) is the source of this 1163-nucleotide messenger RNA. It is a transcript of the gene marcksb, whose product is annotated as myristoylated alanine-rich protein kinase C substrate b. Gene Ontology annotation, biological process: central nervous system development; actin filament organization. The transcript is spliced from 2 exons. Bases 250 to 924 code for a protein of 224 amino acids. The record is from RefSeq and is a predicted model, not a curated record. Gene Ontology annotation, molecular function: actin filament binding; calmodulin binding. NCBI's taxonomy places the organism in Eukaryota, Metazoa, Chordata, Actinopteri, Syngnathiformes, Syngnathidae. Gene Ontology annotation, cellular component: actin filament bundle; cytoplasm; plasma membrane.